ACUCGAUUGAAACACGACGCGUAUAAAGUGGCAUAAUGGAUGGCCUUGGGUAACAACUCUCUUCACGAACUUGGAGUCUCUCCUUUCCGCUACAUACUCUUCGGAAUAUACAUACAACCAUGAUGUCCUCGAGGCUAUCUAUACGUUCUGCGGUUCGCAUCGGAUCUCGUCGAACGCCUGUCCACGCAAGGUUUCAGUCAACGACCGCCUCAUCUGGAACCGCCGGCUCUCAUGUCGCUGCGGGUGUCGCCGGCGGAGGCGUCGUACUUCUUGGUGGUUACACGUACUACCACUUUUCGAGCCUCAAAACGGCCGUGCAGACGGCCCAGUCUGCGCAAGACUACAUCCGCGAUACCUCGAACCGCGUAGCGAGCACCGUGUCGGAGCACGCCAAGAACCCGUCGAAAGCGCUCCAGAAGCUGCGCCAGGUUGCGCAUUCGUACGUCGCGCUCAUACCCGGCGCGGCGGCAUACGUCGACAGCACGUUCGACGUCUUUGACCAAGUGGCCGAGACCCACGGAGACGAAGCAGACCGCAUUGCGUCGGAGGCGUAUGCCGAGAUCGAGAAGGUCAUCAAGGAGAAGGGCGGACCGACGAACGUGGACGCGGCGGCGGCAUGGAAGAUCGUGGACGUGCUGAGGCGGAAGAUGGCGGAGCUUGGAGAGCUCGCGAAGAGCGCCGGACAGAGCGCAAUCGGGCCGAUACUGGACAAGCACCCUGAACUGCGUGACAAGAUCGGGGGAGGGUACGAACAAUUGAGGGCAUUGGCAGAAUCGCAAGGUGGCGAAGCGAAGAAAAUCCUUGAUGACACCACUAAGCAGCUUCAAGAGAUAUUUUCCAAAGGCUUCUCGACGGACGCGGUGAACCAAGCUCGUGAGCUCCUCCAGUCGAAGUCGCAAGAGGUCCGCAAGAUUGCAGAGCCCGCGACGCAGGAGGCGUGGAAAAAGGCCGUCGAGCAGGCCAAACCUUACCUUGACAAGGCGCCAGAAAUCCGCGACCUUCUCAACGAAAAUGCGAACAAGUUCACCGGGGCUGGCAUCGCGUAUCUGCAGGGUCAUGGAAUGGGCGAGUUGUGGGACCGAGUGAAGGAUGCCGCAAACGGUGACAAGCACAAGCAGGAGGAGCUGAAAAAUUUCAUCCUGGAUAAGGCGAAGGAGGCGGCGGAGAAAGGGGAGCAGAGCGUCGGGGGAGGCGUAGAAGGCAUCCUUGACCUAGUGAAAUUGGUACCUGGUGGCCAAGAGCUGCUCGAGAAGAGCCCUAACAUCAAGGUCCUGGCUGAGAUAACACAAUCUCGCAGCGAACAGGCGCAGAAGCUUGCACAGGAAACUUAUCGCGACAUCUUGAAGGUUUUGGACGAUAAGGCGAAGAAGGCAAAAGACCUUGGGGAAGGAGCGAAGAAAGAAGCAAAGGAAAAAGCAUAAAAUACACCUGCAACUUGGACAUUGACCAUGACGCUCGAC
Molecule: messenger RNA, 1460 nt
Organism: Punctularia strigosozonata HHB-11173 SS5
Lineage: Eukaryota; Fungi; Basidiomycota; Agaricomycetes; Corticiales; Punctulariaceae
Exons: 4
Coding region: 120-1421 (433 amino acids)
Source: RefSeq, a predicted model, not a curated record